AAAUAAAUCAAACACGAUGAGAACCUGGAAAAAGAUUCGGCAGAAAUACGAGAAGAAAGAGCUUUGAAUUACAGGAGAUACGCAAGACAUGACAAGAUUUGGAGUUACGUCGCCAUUAGCCAUUACGAAGUUCAGCUCAAUUGCGCUGCAGUAUAAGCUUUGUUCACCAUUUUUACCGCCGUCAUGGACGUUCGUCUCUAUGACUCGGCGAUUUGUCGGCUCUGUGCAGAAGACAAUGGCAACGGGGAAUUAUUAUACACAGCCAGCGGUGAUGAACCCGAUUUAAGCUCCAUGGUGAAUCGGUACUUGCCACUCAAGAUACGGGACGACGGAAGAUUACCAAGGACAAUAUGUCCAGGAUGCAAUAUUCAGCUAGAAGCCACGGUGCAAUUCUUCGAGUUGCUCGUGGAUGGCCAGAGAAAAAUUCGAGAAAUGUGGAAGCAGCAAGUGGAGCAACAACGCAAGGCAGAAAGAGAUCGGUUGCGAGCAGAAAGAGAAAGUACAGAAAUCGAAUUAGAAACUCCAGAAUUAGAUGGUUUCAAUCAGGAUAAUGAAGAUCAAGGAAUUGAGCAACAAAUAAUUAUCAAAAUUAUGCCUGAUGGAACUUUAUACACUGCUGAGCACGAAAUAAGCUUACAAAUGGAAGGCUUAAGUAAACCUAGAAGAAAAAGAGGUCGGCCGCCUAAAAUACACACUGAAAUAGACAAUAAGAUUCUGAAAGAGGAACUACCAGAAGUGACUAGCCAAGGUGAAGAGGAUAAGCAAGAGGAAGAAAUAGAUGACGUGGAUGGCGACGGUAGACGUCGUCGAAGACGUAAAGUUCCCAAAAGAUUCAUGGAAGCAGUCCAAGGUAAAGAAUUGGAGAGGAUAUUCAAGGAAGAAGGUGUGAUCGACGAAGAAGAUGAUGACAAUCAAGAAGAGGAUUAUGAUGAUACUGAGGAACGCCUAAAUGUUCCAACUCCUGAUGGUCAUGAAGAAAUUAUUGGGCAUUUGGAAACUCAGGAAGGCAAGGACUUGGGUGAACUAGUCAUUGUAAAUCGUGGCCGUGGCCGAGGGCGACCUAAACUACGGCGACGUAAAAAUAAAUUUACGUGCAACCUCUGUGGCCGAGGUUUUCUACAGCGUAGCAGAUACAUUAUGCAUAAGAGUUUCCAUAAAAGUGUGAAGUAUGAGUGUAGCCAAUGCAAGAAGCAGUUUAGUAAUAGGGACAAUUUUGCUCUUCAUCAAAGAACUGCAGGACACAGUGGAGAAGGUAUAAUAAACAUUGAAGAAAACGAAACAAAUGUUCGGGAUGUGUCGAUAAAAAAUAUUAUCGAUGAAGUUGGCCCUAUUGAACCUGCCAUCCCUGCAGAGAAACGAGUAUCUGACAAUAUCACCGUGCAAGAGACACCUGCCAUUGACGAGCAAAAUAGUCCAAAAGAGCACAUCGAAUGUGAACAAUGUCAAAAGCAUUUUCAAUCUAAGCAAAAUUACGAGACGCACAUAAAAGUUGUUCAUCACGAUGAAAAACCAUUUACGUGCAAUAUUUGUAAUAAAACGUUUGCUUAUCUCACGAGUCUUAAGGGUCACAUGCUAACACACGAGACGUUAAAUCCUCAGGGAAACAAGUCGGAUAAAGGUUUUCCUUGUGAUAUAUGCGGUAAAGUGUUGAAUCACCCAAGUUCAGUAGUCUAUCACAAAGAAGCUGAACACAACAAUGGUCGGAGAUUCGUAUGUAACAAAUGCGGAAAGAGUUUCAAGCACAAACAACUCUUACAGCGACAUCAGUUGGUCCAUUCAGACGACCGACCUUACAUAUGCAAGUCCUGCGGCGCAAGCUUCAAAACUAAGGCGAAUUUAAUAAACCAUCAGUCGACACAUACCGGCGAGAAAAAAUAUUUCUGUGAAAUUUGUGGGCAGCAAUUCGCGCACAAAACAAGUCUCACGUUACAUUAUAGAUGGCACACUGGUCACAAGCCGUACACUUGUGAAGUGUGUCAAAAAAGUUUCUCCCAAAAUGGUAAUCUCCAAGAGCACAUGCGAAUUCACACUGGUGAGAAACCAUACUGUUGUGAUUAUUGCGGCCGAAAAUUUACAACUUCCUCGCAAUUCAAAUUACACGUCAAAAGACAUACUGGUGAGCGGCCGUGGAAGUGUGAGUUUUGUGCCAAAUGUUUUUUGCACAAGGACACUUGGAAGUGUCAUGUGCGAAGACACAAGGGUGAACGGCCAUUCCAGUGUGCUCAUUGUAAUCGGGGAUUCACCGAACAAUGGGCUCUUAAGAAACACCUUCGAUUGCAUACAGGAGAGAAACCAUACUCCUGUGACGUUUGCGGAAAAGCAUUCGCAGACUGUUCGAAUUUGACGAAACAUAAAAAAGUACACAGGGACAAUAAAAUGAUAGGAAUGGGCGAGUUGGCGGAAGGUUCCGCCAUUGGCGAAGUCUGGCAAAUUUUGCCAGGAUCUCAGGAAGGAGAUGAAAAUUCACUCGGGGAUCACAUGGCUCAACUAAUUGCCGCCGAUGAAGGUUCCGGUGAUGGUACUCCACAAAUUAUAUAUGUCUCUUAUCAAGAUCCUGACAAUCCUAAUCAAUCUAGGACCCUGCAUUUCGUGGAUGCUGGUAUUAUGGAGGACAAGGAAGAAAUUUCAGCAACCACCGGCCAAUCAUUGCCAUCCUUGGAUGCGGAUGAUGGGGAAAUCGUACCGGAACAGCCGCAACAGAGACGAAGCCAUGAGAAUUCUCAAGAGAGAAUGGAUAUGGAACUCUCAGAAUCCGAUCUACAGCUUCAGAUCACCGAUGAGGAAGGCAAUCCCAUUCCAUUGUCUAUUCAAGAUGCGCGGCAGUUACUCUCACAGGGACAAUUUGUUAGUCAACUGAAUGACGGACAAACCAUUAGAGUGCAUUCUGGUGUUGUAUCGCAAGAAUUAGCAGAACAAUUGAAUGUUCAAGUACACCAGCCAAUUGGAAUAGAAGGAAUAGGUCAAGGCACUACUGAAGAAACGAAAUGUCCUCCUUCAGCAACUACUUCCCAGACCGAUGCGGAAGCCAUCGUCAAAGCACUUGAGGAUGAAGAUACGGAUGCUACUGCUGUAGCUGUAGUAAAUCAAAUGGGAUCAGAAGAGCAAGAAGAAAUAAUGAAUGAGGAACAGACAAUUGAGUUCACCACUCAGGAUGGUCAGAAAGUGCGACUCGUAACGUCUUAUCACGUGGAUCCAUUGCAGCUUGCGUCCGAGUACCUGACUAUCGUUUAGGAUCAAUUGAUUUGUAAAUUUCUGUUACCAAAAAGGUGACUAUGACGAAAAAAGAAAUCUCAAAUGAGAAGAACGGGAGAGAGCUUGUAAUAAAUUAACGAAAUAAGUUAGGAAUAAAAUAUUGAAAGUGA
Messenger RNA from Cephus cinctus (wheat stem sawfly), 3362 nucleotides. RefSeq names its product zinc finger protein 287. The transcript is spliced from 12 exons. Gene Ontology annotation, molecular function: zinc ion binding. The record is from RefSeq and is a predicted model, not a curated record. Gene Ontology annotation, cellular component: nucleus. Bases 184 to 3231 code for a protein of 1015 amino acids. Lineage: Eukaryota; Metazoa; Arthropoda; Insecta; Hymenoptera; Cephidae.